Messenger RNA from Gadus chalcogrammus (walleye pollock), 2534 nucleotides. RefSeq lists its product as uncharacterized. Lineage: Eukaryota; Metazoa; Chordata; Actinopteri; Gadiformes; Gadidae. The coding region runs from base 142 to 1026 and encodes 294 amino acids. The transcript is spliced from 14 exons. The record is from RefSeq and is a predicted model, not a curated record.
UCGAUGUGCCGCCCGCCCCUCCUCUCUCGCUCUCUUGUUCCUACUGGCUGCUGGUGAGGGGCCAGCGGUGACCCGGGAGGACAGAACACGACCGCAGGACCCCAGCGCCACCAGCCCACACCGACAGAGAGAGAGAGAACCAUGAAGACCCCCGCCAACGUCGCCCUGCUCCUCCUCGUCGCUUCCUGCGGCGUCUUCAUCCCAGUAUCAACCAAUGACGAUACGACCACAGCAACGACUGAAGCCAAAGUGAUCACCAUGGUCCCCUCGUCCACGGCCACAAGCGGGACGACCCCCUCCGCCGGGACCACCAAGCCCAGCACGGUCCAAGUGAUCACCACGGUCCCCUCGUCCACGGCCACAAGCGGGACGACCCCCUCCGCCGGGACCACCAAGCCCAGCACGGUCCAAGCCACGGUAACGCCCGGCAACCAUUCCUCCCCAGCGCCGACAACCACGCCUUCCAAUGACACCUCGGCGCCCGUCUCCGUGACAACCGAUAACAAAACGUCGGAGCUCCUCAACAGCACCGGGGCCGUGUCCGGGAACGCCAGCACGGGAGGGCAGCAGAACUCCUCCUCCGAGGCGUCCACCCCCAAGGACCUGCCGAAAGGUCCCAAUAUGACCAACCCCACCAAUGAACCGAAGAUAAUGAUGACCAGCAAGGCAACCACGCUCCCCCCCCCCACCCCGGGAAAAAGCCCCUCUGCCAACACUGUUCUUCCGACGAGGGGCCAGACGCAGUCGAAGGCCGUUGAGGAGCCUGAAAAGGGGAAGACGACGCUCGCAAAGUCAGAUAAGAAGCUCCUGUGGAUCCUGCUACCCGUUCUGGGCAUCGCCGUGGCCGCCGUCUUCUUCCUGCUCAAAUUCAAGUGCAAGAACGUCCACAACCACAUGGACACCAUCGACAACGGCACAGAGAACGCGUCUUUCCAAAGCCGCCCUGAAAGCACGAAGGACGGCGUCAUGCUGCUGGGGGUCCGAGCAUCCGGGGCCGGAGAGAAUGGUACGUUCCAUCAGCAGUGACUCUCCCUGAGCUCGGACCGGUCCAACUGCCAAGACAGCCGCAGGAUCAAGAUAAUGGAAGGAAGGAGGAGAAGGUUUCCUCUUGGCCGAUGGAAUCAGUGGAUGGACGAGCCAGAAGACGGCUCCUCACUCCUGGAUAAAAGAUUAUGAUUGUUUUUAUUGUCAUUUUUGUACACGACGAGAUGAUUAUGAAGUGAUCAGAAAACAGAAGAUGUAAGAUAUGAGAGCGUUGGAGUUCACCAUGUAUAUUCGAUCCCGAUUUUUCCCGGGUUUUCAGAAAACACAAGUCCUGCUCCCCCCUGCACUGAGCCAGCUGCUUCACUCUGUCAUUACUACUGUGGGUUCACCCUCACCCUCACCCCAUCCCCUAUCUACUGAUGGUUACAUGAGGGAGGGGAGGUUUAUACGAAGCCUAAUGCAUUCACUGGAGAAAUUAAAUUCUGCUCUUGUUUUUCUGAAUUAAAGGACAAAUCCAGUGUAAAAUGGAUCUGGGAUAUGUUUAGUAUGAUAACGAGUUGGAAUGUUCGUUUGGGAGCAAAAAUGCGCGUAUAGACGCAUUCUCAAAUUGGCUGUUUUUAGCCGAUUCUACCAAAACGCUAUAAACUUGGAACGAUGGGGGCAUUUGUUAUGGUAAAAACGAAAUCGCUACUUUAAACCACUUAAAAGGCUAGAAGUAGCCCGACACUUCUUUAGUAGUAUAAUAAGGGUCUUAACAUAUACAAUGAGGUGUUGAUAACUUUGUAAGUGCACAACUUGCACGUUCCAACUUGUAAGCAUACCAAACAUAUCCCAAAACCGGAUUUCUCCUUGAACAACAUAAUUAUCUCCGAAAUCUGCUUUUCUGUAGCCUAAAUUUUUAUUUAAGUUAAUUUUGAAAUUUCCGAAAUAAAUAGCAGAUCCCUAAAACUUUAUCGCAGAAUUCUGAGAUUAGUAUGUCGUUUAUUCAGAAACACAUGAGCUUUAUUUUCUUGAGUGAAUGCAUUAUGCAACCCUUAUGCAAAGCAAUUCAUACAUGUGUUGUACGAUGAUGUAAGGUUAUUUGCUGUUUAUUUCACUGUGAUUAUUAGUUGUUUGCUAGCUUUUAUUUACUUUAAUUUCUGAUAGUAGGCUACAAAUGUACAUUUGUUGUUAGUUUUUUGUUGACUGAUUCAGCUUUCUUAUGCUUUGUAAACAUGAUGACAACAAUAUUAGAAAUGGAAAAAGAAGACAACUCUCUUUUAUUUUGUCCAUCUGAAAAAAACUAUUGGUGGAAAUCAGUGUCAACAUACAAACACACACCAAAGUAUCCAUGAUUAGGUUGUUUAUUUUAUUUGACCAACAAACUGAUCUUCGUUUAAAGUUGAUAAUUGUUCCUUUAGUUGUUUAGUUGUUCCUUUAAUAAAUUCGACAUUUCUGGAGGGAAUCCUGCUUCUGCUCCGUCAUUCGUCGGUUCAUGACUUUCGCCACUAGAGGGAGCCAACGGCUCGUUCCUUGGUGCGAUACUAGAAGGCCUUUCAUUAGAUUUAGCG